GAACUAUCAUAAUUCAUAAAGAUCAAAUUUUCAUCCAGAAAAAAAUCAUAAAGAGAAAAUACUAAUAAACCAUGGAUUUACAUCUUCUCCUAAAGCUUCAGUGUUUCCUCCUGUUAUUAUGUCUGCAACUAGCAUCUACUGCAGAAACACCGAUGAUCAAUGAUUCAAGAGUAAUUGCCAAGCCUGGCUGCCAAGAUAUGUGCGGGAACGUUAGCAUACCCUACCCAUUUGGUAUCGGCGAUGGUUGUAGCAUAGACAACUAUUUUUUUAUAAUAAAAUGCGACAACGGAGUACCAGUAUAUGGCUCCAACAUAACUGUCUCAAAUAUAUCAAUAUUCAGCGGCGAGAUGACAACCAACCUGGGAAUAGUUACUAAUUGUUCAGAUAAGAGUAUACAAACGAAUAAUGAUUGGACAUGGGCAAAAUUUGGGAAGUUUACCUUCUCCAGUACAAAAAACAAGUUCAUAGCUAUUGGUUGCGACACCUUGGCAUAUAUAGUAGGGAAUGGUUAUAACUCAACGAUUGGUACAGGAUGUAUGUCAUACUGCGAUAAAAUAGAAGAUACCACAGAUGGAAUUUGCAAUGGUGUUGGUUGUUGCGAGGCCUCUAUUCCAGCCGGGCUUCUGAAAUAUCAAACGGGAAUUGGAAGCAUGUCUAGUCCCCGUAGGAAUUUGGAGUUCAAUCCAUGUAACUAUGCGUUUUUAACUGAAACAAGUUCAUUCAACUUUUCUUCUUCAUACCUCAAAAUUUUCAAAAAUUAUGGGACCUUAAGGGUUCCCGUAGUGCUCGAUUGGACUAUUGGUAACGAGACAUGCGAGGAAGCUCAAAGAAAUUUAACGAGCUACGCAUGUGGACCUAACACUGAUUGUGUCCCGGCAGCCAGCAGUGAUGUUGAAGGUUAUCGCUGUAGUUGUAAAACGGGCUACGAAGGGAAUCCGUACCUAAACAUGAGUACUGUUGGUCAUUGCAAAGAUAUUAAUGAAUGCACCACAAGUCAACAUAACUGUCCUGAGGGACCAGGAAAUAAAUGCACCAACACAGAAGGGAGCUUCAACUGUUAUUGCGAUAAGGGAUAUAGUCCUGGUGUCAGAAAUAAUACCACAAGUUGCCUUCUCGUAAGUCAGAGCAAUCUUCCCGGGAGUCCGAAUAAUAGUCUUAACAAGAUUGUUGUUGGUGCCUGCAUUAGCUUAGUUCUUCUACUUGUGAGUCUGGUGACUGGCUUCUGGAUAUACUGGGGAUAUAGGAAAAGAAAACACAUGGAAGUCAGGGAAGAAUUCUUCAAGAAAAAUGGUGGUUUGAUUUUAAACCGACUCCUUGAUGAACGGGAAGAGGAUAUCGAGGCCAGUAGAAAUUUUGGCAAAGGAGAAAAAAAGCACCGAUCAGUUGCUACAAUAUACACUGAGCAGGAGCUAAGCAAGGCGACUAACAACUAUCACGAGAGUCAAAUUCUUGGACGAGGAGGGUUUGGCACGGUGUAUAAAGGAACCUUAUCUAAUGGAGAAGUGGUUGCUAUUAAGAAGACGAAAAUAGUCGAUAUGAACCAAAAUGAGCAAUUCGUUAAUGAAAUUGCCGUGCUUUCACAAAUCAAUCACAAAAACGUGGUUCAGCUCUUGGGUUGUUGUCUGGAGAGUGAAGUUCCUUUGCUAGUUUAUGAAUAUAUUUCCAAUGGGACGCUUCACCAACAUUUACAUGAACGUGGUGAAGGUCCAACUGCUCUUUCAUGGGAAAAUCGUUUAAGGAUAGCCUCAGAAGUUGCCGGAUCAUUAGCCUACUUGCACUCUGAAGCUUCCAUACCCAUAAUUCACAGAGAUAUCAAAUCAGGUAAUGUACUUCUAGACGAUGAUUACAAAGCGAAAGUCGCAGAUUUUGGUGGUUCGAGGUUGAAUCCUACCGAUGAGGCUCAGUUAAGCACAGUAGUUCAAGGCACAUUUGGGUACUUAGAUCCAGAAUACAUGCAAUCAAGCCAAUUAACAGAUAAAAGCGAUGUUUACAGCUUUGGUGUGCUUCUUGUGGAAUUGCUGACCGGUAAAGCUGUAUUUUCUAAAAACAGGCCUGAAGAGGAUAGAAAUCUGGCUAGUUAUUUCCUUUCUUCUUUGAAAACCAACAGAUUGUUUGCAAUUCUUGACGAAAAUUUGGUAAAAAAUGAUAUUGAGCGAGUCAGUAGUGUACAUGGGCACCAGCAGAUUCAGGAAGUGGCAGAACUGGCACAAAAAUGCUUAAGAAUGAAGGGAGAAAACAGACCUUCAAUGAAAGAAGCAGCAAUAGUGCUGCACGGAAUAACAAGGGUGUCAUCUAACCACCCUUGGGUCUUAGAUGAUGAGGAUGUAACGAAUACAAGAAGCAAAGAAGAAGAGCGAAAGCUUUUGUUAGAAUCAGCUGAAUUACUAUCUUACACAGACAGCAUACCAACAAUCGGUGAUAGCAGCAAAGGGAUAUCGGCACGCUAAUAUAUAUAUAUAUAUAUAUAUA
Papaver somniferum (opium poppy) is the source of this 2469-nucleotide messenger RNA. RefSeq names its product wall-associated receptor kinase 5-like. The record is from RefSeq and is a predicted model, not a curated record. Gene Ontology annotation, biological process: cell surface receptor signaling pathway; protein phosphorylation. The coding region runs from base 72 to 2447 and encodes 791 amino acids. Lineage: Eukaryota; Viridiplantae; Streptophyta; Magnoliopsida; Ranunculales; Papaveraceae. The transcript is spliced from 3 exons. Gene Ontology annotation, molecular function: polysaccharide binding; calcium ion binding; ATP binding. Gene Ontology annotation, cellular component: plasma membrane.